Messenger RNA from Bubalus bubalis (water buffalo), 1775 nucleotides. RefSeq names its product centromere protein R-like. The record is from RefSeq and is a predicted model, not a curated record. Gene Ontology annotation, cellular component: nucleoplasm. Gene Ontology annotation, biological process: CENP-A containing chromatin assembly; regulation of DNA-templated transcription. The transcript has 3 exons. The coding region runs from base 511 to 1002 and encodes 163 amino acids. Lineage: Eukaryota; Metazoa; Chordata; Mammalia; Artiodactyla; Bovidae.
CAACGAAAAAAAAGAACAAAACACUGAUUCACGCAACAACAUGGAUGGCUCUCAGGGGCAGUGUUGAGUGAAAGAAGCCAGACGCAGAGCAAUACCUACUGUUUGGUUCCAUUUAUACUAACGUUCAGGCAGAAUUAACCCAUGAUGAGAGAGGUCAGAACAGUUUUACCUCUAAAGAGGUAUUAUCCAAGGAGGAACCUAAGGGACCCAUCUGGAAGCUGGGAUCAUUUUAUAUCCAAAUCUGAAUUUUGGCUACACAUUGUAUUUUAUGUAAAUUUUCUCCAAGUGUAAUGUUUCAGAGUCUCUAUUUGAUAGGAUGACAAAUUUUGGAAAAGCUAGUAAUGAUGGUGAUACAACAUCACGACGGCAAUUUAAUGGCAGCGGCGUCUACAAUUUAAAAUAAUGAGGGUUUUUCAGGCUUCAGUGUCUCUCUUAGAAGGUUCUCUGUUUACGGAAGGAGUUGCUUAGGGAUUUUUAUCUGGCGACGGAGGUGCAUUCCUGAAAGUUGAAAUGCCUGUUAAAAGAUCACUGAAAUUGGAUGGUAUGUUAAAAGCAAAUUCAUUUGGUUCUCCUAAAAUCACAAGGAAGAAAAUUGCUGCAGACUAUUCUCCAACAACUGGAACCUGUCAAAUGAGCCCAAUUGCUUCUCCCACAAGCUCAAAAGAACAAGAAAACAGAAAUGGACCAUCAAAUGGAAAGAGGAAAAACUUGAAUCACCUCAGUAUAAACAAAAGAAUGGAAUCUACUAUGCAAGACAAUGAAUUCAUGGUGUUGCUAUCUAAAGUUGAAAAAUCAUCAGAAGAAUUCAUGGAAAUAAUGCAAAAUUUAAGUAGUAUACAGGCUUUGAAGGGCAGUAAAGAGCUUGAAAAUCUCAUUGGUAUCCCCCAUGCAUCAUGUGUCUUUAACAGAGAAAUGCAGAAAACAAAAAAACUAAUGACUAACGUAAUAAGGCAAAAACUAUUUAAAAAGAAGAAUUCAGGACUUCCCAACACAGGCGUUUAGAAGAAACACACUCACUAUGAAUGCCAACUUCUGUAUCUGCCUGAUCAUAUUUAAAGGAACAGAAGAAAUGUUUGUAAUUAAUCUGUGCAGUGAAUACCAGAUCAUAGCAUAGGCAGGUGCAUGUCUAGAUAAAAUUUCUUGAAGCUAAUUUAAACUUUCUACACACACCAGUAGAUAAUCUCAACAUAAAUAAUACAUUUCUUCUUGACCCUUUAAAGUAAGCCAACAUAUAGAAGAAGAUCCUGACUUAUAUUAUGUAUCUGGUACACUUCUGUAUAUGUUUAUCAUUUGUGGAUAGACUUAUAGCUUGUAUGAAAAUGGCACCUUUGGUAGAGCUCUAUAUCUUAAAACUCAGAUUAAACCCAAUAGUAAUUGGAAGUAGGUCCUGAUUUUCCAAUUUAAAGCCCUAGAUUUGUACUAAUUAGAUUCUUUUAAAAGCUUUUAAAAUUGUAAGUUUACUUUAGCUUCUACUUCAUAGAUGUUUUCAUUCUAGUUAUGCCUAUGCUUGUAGAGAAAAAAUAUUUUCAAAGUUUUAAAAUUCUUACAUCUUUUAUAAAAUGCUGGAAUGCAUUUUUCAGUGCAGAUAUUUAAAUGUGAGGUUGUUUUUAAACUGAACUACACAGAAUCUCCUGAAUAUAAAGAAAAGACCUCAUCUCAUGGGACAACAUGUGAUUCCCUCCACAUUUUGAAGCAUCAAAUUUUUAAUUUUCUACAGUGUUGUUUUGUAUUAUCUAUUUGUGCUGUCACAAAAUAAAGGGGAAGAGUGAAUCACA